This is a messenger RNA of Zygotorulaspora mrakii, 2250 nucleotides long. RefSeq lists its product as uncharacterized. The record is from RefSeq and is a predicted model, not a curated record. Lineage: Eukaryota; Fungi; Ascomycota; Saccharomycetes; Saccharomycetales; Saccharomycetaceae. The transcript has a single exon. Bases 1 to 2250 code for a protein of 749 amino acids.
AUGAUCAAUGAAGAUCCCCGAAUCAAUCUUCAAAGCGCAAACCAUGCUGUCACCUAUGAUAAUACAGAAGGUGACGAUCAGCCCACGCAGAAUGAACCAACGUCAAACCCCAUAAAUGAUCCAGCAAACGAUCACCCAUCGUCCGCCAUCAUUGACAGCACUAAGACACCGGAUCCAAUUCCCGAUACCGUCUCAAGAAGAACCAUCAAUAAUGAUAUUGACCCAAGCAGUGCAAUUGCAUCCACAGUCGGAAUACAGGCAUCUGCUUACGAUGAUGUUGCUCCUACUACGGAAGACGAGCGCACCACAUCAUCGACCUCCACAGCAGAACUCGAUCCACUUCCCAGCGAGGAAGAGCCCCCCGCACCAGAGAGUACUACUGGAGCAACUCCCGAUAGCGAAACACCUGAGUCUAUCUCCAAUGUGGGUGGUAACGAUCAGUCUCCAGAAGUUAAUGCUAAAAGUUUAGAAGAAAGAAAGAAUAGAAUUUUUCAGUACCGUAAUGGCGACAUCCCGAGGGUAAAGCCACCAAGUACAAAAAGAAAAAGUAAUUUAGCUCUAGGUGAAAUUGAAGAUAGGACUCAACGCAAGAGACCAAAGCGUCAUAUACUUUAUGUCAACGCAGUACACUCGAAUCCAACUCCUCAUGUUAAACCCUCCUUAAGUUACUAUGAGGCAAUUGUCAAUAAUGAUGAUAAAAAUGAUGCAAAAGGAUACAACGAAGCCUACAUGAAGGAAUAUGACCAAUUGAUCAAAAUGAAGACCUGGGAUCCUAACAAACCUAUAAAUGAAAAGACGAUCCCUAGACAACAAAUAAUAAACUCCAUGUUUAUUUUCAACACUAAGAGAGAUGGAAGGAAGAAAUGCAGAUUCGUUGCAAGAGGUGACCAGCAGAAGGCUGGAACUUACAAAGAAGACCUCAAAGCAAACACGGUACAUCAUUACGCCCUGAUGACCAGUCUCAACAUAGCACUAGACAAGAAAAUGUUUAUCACCCAAUUAGACAUAUCCUCAGCGUACCUAUACGCUGAAUUGGAAGAAGAUCUGUACAUCAGAGCACCUCCACACAUGAAGCUCAAAGGAAAAGCAUUCAAGUUGAACAAGUCACUAUAUGGACUUAAGCAGAGCGGAGCGAACUGGUACAAGAUGAUUGGCAGUUACUUAACCAACUCUUGCAACAUGACAGAAUUAACCGGUUGGCCAUGCGUGUUCAAAGAUGAAAAUGAAUGUUUUGUAUGCCUCUUUGUAGACGACAUGAUCGUCCUGUCUAAAGAUAUCAAGGCAGCAAACAAACUGGUCAAAACUCUAAAGAAAAAGUUCGAGACCAAAGUGAUCCACGAUGGGAAAUUAGACGAAAACAACAUGGCCACAUACGAUAUUCUAGGACUGGAAAUAGAAUAUACGUUCGGAAAGAAAAUGACAAUAGGAAUGGAAAACUCCUUAACCGAAAAGCUUCCACAUUUAGGUUUUGAUAUCGAAAAGGAUAACAAGAAGUUUCUUGUGCCAGGCACACCAGGUGAACAUAUCCACAAAGAUAAUCUGGUCGUUGAAGAAGACGACUACAAAGAAAAGGUUAAGCAAAUGCAGAAGGCUAUAGGAUUGCUAUCAUAUGUGGGAUACAAAUAUAGAUUCGAUAUUCUAUAUUACGUGAACAUCCUAGCUCAGCAUACACUAUACCCCUCAGAGCAAGUGGAGAAACUCACCAAACAGCUGUUGAACUUCGUGUGGCAGUCAAAACACAAAAAGCUGAUUUGGCAUGCCAACAAGCAUACCAAGACAAAUAGGAUUACCGCUAUCACUGACGCAUCGUUUGCGAAUGAAGAAGGAUUCCGAUCACAAUUGGGCCAUUACUACUGCCUAAAUGGAAAAGUCAUCGGUGGGAGAUCAUCUAGCGAAAAACUGCGUGUCAUAUCAUCUACCGAAGCAGAAAUAUAUGCGGUAAGCGAAUCAGUCCCAAUGUUACAAGGAUUAGCAUGCCUAGUAAAACAAAUUGAUCCAUCAUCAUCACUUAGAUCGAAGAUACUAACUGACUCAAAACCUACUAUAUCAAUAGUAGAGGACCAAAGUGAAGAUUCAAGAGCGUUCAGAAAUCGUUUCUUCGGGACACGAGCUUUCAGGUUAAGAGAUGAAGCUAGACGCAACGAUCUGAAGUUCGAAUACAUAAAGACAGAAGAUAACUAUGCGGACAUAUUGACCAAGCCUACAUCAAUAGCCAUAUUCAAGAAGCUUACUCAUUCAUGGGUGAAAUAG